Messenger RNA from Heterocephalus glaber (naked mole-rat), 1390 nucleotides. RefSeq names its product indoleamine 2,3-dioxygenase 1 (gene Ido1). Gene Ontology annotation, biological process: 'de novo' NAD+ biosynthetic process from L-tryptophan. Gene Ontology annotation, cellular component: cytoplasm. Lineage: Eukaryota; Metazoa; Chordata; Mammalia; Rodentia; Bathyergidae. Gene Ontology annotation, molecular function: indoleamine 2,3-dioxygenase activity; L-tryptophan 2,3-dioxygenase activity; heme binding. The record is from RefSeq and is a predicted model, not a curated record.
AGGCCAAGGAGGGCCAGUAGAGCAAACUGAGAAUGGCUCAGGACAGAACCUCCCCUAUGGAAAGCUCUUGGGAAAUCCUCAAAAAGCACCACAUAGAUGAAGAUGUGGGCUUUGCACUGCCAAAUCCACUGGAGGAGCUGCCUGAUGAAUAUAAUGCCUGGAUUUUGAUUGCUAAAGAUCUACCAGAACUGAUUAAGACUGGCCAAUUUCGUGAAGAAGUUGAGAAGCUACCAAUGCUCAGCACUGAUGAUCUCAAGGAGCAUGACCAACAGCGCCUCGCACACUUAGCUCUGGGCUUCAUUACCAUGGCCUAUGUGUGGAACCGAGGAGAUGGGGAUGUCCGAAAGGUCCUGCCGAGCAAUAUCGCUGUGCCUUACUGUGAACUCUCGGAGAAGUUGGGUCUGCCUCCCAUUCUGGUUUAUGCAGACUGUGUGCUGGCAAACUGGAAGAAAAAAGAUCCCAGUGGGCCAAUGACCUAUGAGAACAUGGACAUUCUGUUUUCAUUCCCCGGUGGAGACUGCAGUAAAGGUUUCUUCCUAGUUUCUCUGUUGGUGGAGACAGCAGCUUUUUCUGCAAUUAAAGUAAUUCCCACUGUACUAAGAGCAGUACAACAACAGGAUGAGGAAGCUCUGCAAAUUGCACUUCUAGAUAUGGCUGACUGCCUAAAAAACGCCCGGGAAGUGUUUAAGAAGAUCAAUGGCUAUGUGGACCCAAAUCUAUUUUACAAAGUUCUUCGCAUAUAUUUGUCUGGUUGGAAAGGCAACCCAGAGCUGCCUGAGGGCCUGCUGUACCAGGGUGUCUGGGACACGCCCAGGCAGUUUUCGGGGGGCAGUGCGGGGCAAAGCAGCAUCUUUCAGUGCCUCGACGUGGUUCUGGGCAUCGGGCAGACCACCGGCAGAGGACCUGCAGCUGAGUUCCUCAAGGACAUGCGAACAUAUAUGCCAUUUGGACACCAGGAAUUCCUCUCUUUCCUGGAGUCCUGUCCAUCAGCCCGUGAGUUCGUCCUUUCCAGAGGCAGUGCUAACUUGAAGGAAGCUUAUGAUAAGUGUGUGCAAGCUCUGGUCUCUCUGCGGAACUACCAUUUGGGAAUAGUGAAGAUUUACAUUCUAGAUCCUGCAAAGAAGCAGUCCAGGGAGGAGGAAACCACCAGUGAGCAAUCGGAACAGGGAAACAGAGGAACAGGAGGCACUGAUUUCAUGAAAGUCCUAAAGACUAUAAGAACAAAAACCAUGGAAUCCCUUUUGAAGGACCGUUAAUCUCGCUCUAGCAAGGGUGUCAGCAAUGCCUAUAAAUCUUCAUCUAUUCCUGUAACUGCUCAUUACAUCAGACUCAUGAAUUAAUAACAUGCAAAAAUUUACUGGUGAUCCACUGUAAAAGAUUUUCAAAUAUC